Aedes aegypti (yellow fever mosquito) is the source of this 2525-nucleotide messenger RNA. RefSeq names its product zinc finger protein 235. The transcript is spliced from 5 exons. The record is from RefSeq and is a predicted model, not a curated record. The coding region runs from base 565 to 1941 and encodes 458 amino acids. Lineage: Eukaryota; Metazoa; Arthropoda; Insecta; Diptera; Culicidae. Gene Ontology annotation, cellular component: nucleus.
GUCUGGACCAAGAAGGUCACGGUUAGAUCGCGACGAUCUCCAGCGAACAGUGUUUGUACAAACGUCGAGCCAGCGGGUUGGCUUUCUAGCAGUGGGCUCUCUCUCCCGAGCUUCCUUUCCGCGGUGUGUUUUUGCUUCGGUUUUUGGGUCGUCCGGGACUUGUACUCCCGGUUUUCGGGUUUUUGUUGUGAAAAGUGGUCCGGUUGUUUGUUUUGCGUCGUAUGAUCGCGUUGCUUUGCAAAGGACUUUUCGCCUCGUCUUAAUCACCUGUGUGCCCCGUCGGUACUCGCGGAUAAACGUGUGCAAUAGCAACCUUCCGGUGUACCUGAACGUUGGAGAUUCGUUGUUUUGUUUGAAGAAGAUAAUUUAUGGUUCUGAUCGAAGAUCAUCCGCCGAUGCAAACUCUGUUCUGUGUGUUGAUAACGUCAGAUUGAACCAAGUGUCAAGUGCGUUGUGAAGCGGUGAAUGGAAAAUGAUGCUUGAUUGAAAUCAAAUGCCGGAAAAACAGAUAAAGUGACAGAUAAAUGCUAGUUUGAAUCGUAGAAAGUCAGAAAUCAAAGAGUUAUGGAAACCUGCGUAUUGAUACCGCAGGAGUUUGCACUGGCCGUGACGGGCCUUGGGGCGCGCAACUCUCGGGACCAGACCGCAACCGUUUGGUCCAACACGGCGAUUCCCCAGGGGACGCUCUGCUAUCCCUUCCAGGGAACGGUCCGGAUCGACAAUCUGGACGUCUACAGCUACGUGGACGAGGACGAUAUUCGCCACCGCUUCGGACUGUACGACGAGAUCACCACCGCCAACGGGAGACGCGUUCGCCACUGCAACUGGAUUCGGUUCCUGCGGGUGUCGGAAACCUACGGGCCCCAGGUGAACGUCGUCUGCGCCAAGGUGAAAGGUGAACCGAUCUACGAGAUCGUCAAACCGAUCCCCUCCCACCAGGAACUGGUGGUGUACUACCUGCCCGAAGGCCCGGAAGAGCUGUUCUUCAUCCGGAUGCGGAGUCAGCUGUACCGGCAGACCAUGGAUUCGAUACUAGAAGACUCCCCCCUUGACCUGUCCACGUCCCUGCUGUCCCGGGUAAUGCUUCCGAUCUCACCCCCGUCCGGCACCGAAGACGAACGAAAGUCCGUUUCGGGCGACAGUUCGAUUUCCAUCUCGUCCGGAGCGAGCACCAGCGGCGGUGACCUGGACACCUGCUCCGCUAUCCCGUCCGUGCCACGAAGUUCCCCGAAAGCGCGUCCCUCCCGAGGGGAACGGGCCAUGCUGCCGUGCGAAGUGUGCGGCAAGGCCUUCGACCGUCCUAGUCUGCUCAAGAGGCACAUGCGAACGCACACCGGCGAGAAGCCACACGUGUGUGGUGUCUGCGGGAAGGGAUUCAGCACGUCCAGCUCGCUGAACACGCACGUGAGGAUCCACAGCGGCGAGAAGCCGCACCAGUGCCAGGUGUGCGGCAAGCGAUUCACCGCCAGCUCCAAUCUGUACUACCAUCGGAUGACGCACAUUAAGGACAAACCGCACAAGUGCAGCCUCUGCUCCAAGUCCUUCCCGACGCCCGGUGAUCUCAAGUCGCACAUGUACGUCCACAACGGUUCCUGGCCGUUCAAGUGUCACAUCUGCUCGCGAGGCUUCUCCAAACAGACGAACCUGAAAAAUCACCUCUUCCUGCAUACCGGUGACAAACCGCACGUCUGCGAAGUGUGCAACAAAUCGUUCGCCCUCGCCUGCAACCUGAAAGCGCACAUGAAAACACACGAAGAAGGCGCCCAAGACGGUCAACCGUCGUCGAGAGCCACGAGCAGCGCCGGUCAGCACAGUCACAGCGAAGGCGAAGAGUCCAGUCCACCGCUGACCUUUGACAAAGCCACCGAGGAGCGACUGAACUUCUCCAAACAUCUGCUGUUCUCCAACUACACCAAGCAGAUGCUGUCCGGAGUGGGCUGAGAUUUCGCCUUCGAGCCCUUCAUCAAUGGUCGUUCCGUCCAGCUGCCGGUUCCCCACGGGAAAUCCAACGCUUCCGGAUCGGGUUUCCGGUCACUUUAGCACCACGAGGAAGCGCGGGGAACUUGGGCAGCUCCUUGCGCCAACUAAUAGCAAACCGUCUACUAAGUAAGAGCAAAUCUAAAGAACCGCACUGAGUGUUUAAAAGUUUUUUUUCUCACGUCCCUAUGUGUUUAUUUAACUACAUUGUACAUUAAUUUUCUAAUGUGUGACAGCCAGGAGCUAGAUGUAUUUAAUGUUCGUUUAUUCGGAACUGUUUUUUCGUUUCGUUAGAUGCUAGGGGAAAAGGCGAUCGUUUCGUCGAUUCGAUUUUUCCAGUUUAGGCUAUCAAGAAGAGUCAAGGUCGAAAGGAUGAUCCGCUGUAUUGUAAAUAAGUCGAUUCUAUGAUGUCAUAAAUUAAUACCCUAAGAAUGUGUGAUUUAUCCCCCACUCCCCCCAUUUCCCGACUACUUGUAUCAGUAUCUGAGAAGAGAUUUUAUUGAAAAUAUACAAAUAAAAGUGUACAGUAACUGUCGAAAUAAUUGAAA